AUGAUUAAGAUGAACACUUCUGAUAGGUAUAGUCGUUUGAGUCACCAAAUAUUUGCAUCAUCCCUACGAAAUGAAGAAGCGCUAAACUAUAAUAAUUAUGAAGUGGAAUCGGUAAAGUAUACGAAAUGGGUAAACAAAGUAAUGCAGAGGUUAUUGUCCAACAAUAGGGUUGACCUCAUGAAGAUGAUGGAACUGGACAAAUUGCACGAAUGUGAGCUGGAUUUUCUCAAAUCAGCAGUUUCAUACUUAUCGUAUGUAUCUGGACUGUACCAUACAGAAGAACGUAAAUCGUUAUCCCUACUCAAAAGAUGGGCUGGGUAUCCAAUAACUGAGGAUCUAAACGCAGUGGAUUCCGCUAAAGAAAUAUACAUUAGCAGAGCUAUAUUCAAAAAUACACUGUUGAAAUUAUUCAUAAAUAAGACUAGAGAUUAUAGAGUUGUGCAAAUGAAGGAAUUUUUGAAUGGACACCCACCUACGUCGGCGAUAGAAAUGUAUAAUAAUACAACUGAGAAAAUAAAGCAUGCAGAUAUAUCUAGUGUCAGUCCUAGAGUCUAUCAAGAAUGUACAGGGGUGAAGUCAAGUCCGACCAAAAAUACAAGAUUUGUACCAAAGUAUGAAUACUCUCCAAAAACUACCAUUGGAAGAUUAAAACAAAUCCUAGACACACCAGACACCCCUAAAGAUUUUUAUAAUCUGGAAAUAUGUGAAAAUGAAUUUAAAACCAGUAAAAAGGCUGUAACACCACAUGUGGAUUUGGAAUAUAAAACCUCGCAUAUCAAGACUGAUAUCAGUAAAGAAUACCCAAAGUAUAUCAUGCAAACUAGCAAAAACAUUGACCCAAGUAUAUACUAUAUCAAGCCAAAUAGCAUUUUCUAA
This is a messenger RNA of Theileria equi strain WA, 876 nucleotides long. RefSeq lists its product as hypothetical. The record is from RefSeq and is a predicted model, not a curated record. The coding region runs from base 1 to 876 and encodes 291 amino acids. The transcript has a single exon. Lineage: Eukaryota; Apicomplexa; Aconoidasida; Piroplasmida; Theileriidae.